This is a messenger RNA of Linum trigynum, 2721 nucleotides long. The record is from the annotation of a GenBank genome assembly. NCBI's taxonomy places the organism in Eukaryota, Viridiplantae, Streptophyta, Magnoliopsida, Malpighiales, Linaceae.
AUGUCUCAGGCCAACUGGGAAGCUGAUAAAAUGCUGGAUGUUUACAUCCAUGAUUAUCUGGUGAAGAGGGACUUAAAGGCUUCUGCCCAGGCUUUUCAAGCUGAAGGGAAAGUGUCUUCUGAUCCUGUAGCUAUCGACGCCCCUGGAGGAUUUCUCUUUGAGUGGUGGUCUGUCUUCUGGGACAUAUUUAUUGCUAGGACAAAUGAGAAGCAUUCCGAGGUUGCAGCAUCUUACAUUGAGACUCAAUUGAUCAAAGCACGUGAGCAGCAGCAGCAGCAACAGCAACAACAACAGCAACAGGGUCAGCAACCACAACAUCAGCAGCAGCAGCAGCAGCAACAACAACAACAGCAAUUGCAUAUGCAACAGAUACUAUUACAGAGGCAUGCACAGCAGCAACAACAGCAACAACAGCAGCAGCAACAGCAGCAGCAGCAGCAACCACCACCACAACAGCAACAGCAGCCGACAACGUCCCAGCAACAGCAGCAGCAGCGAAGGGAUGGUGCUCAUCUCUUAAAUGGUAAUACAAAUGGGCUUGCAGGAAAUGACCCUAUCAUGCGCCAGAACCCUGGAACUGCUAAUGCUUUAGCCACAAAAAUGUAUGAAGAGAGACUGAAACUACCAAUGCAGAGGGACUCUUUGGAUGAUGCAGCAAUGAAGCAAAGGUUUGGUGAAAAUGUAAGCCAACUUAUGGAUCCAAACCAUGCUUCAAUCUUGAAAUCUGCUGCAGCAACAGGCCAAGCUUCAGGGCAAGUGUUGCAUGGAGCAGCUGGUGCAAUGUCUCCACAAUUACAGGCUCGGAGCCAGCAGCUUCCUGGAUCAUCUCCAGAUAUAAAGACUGAGAUCAAUCCAGUUCUGAACCCCAGAUCUGCUGGUUCAGAAGGAUCAUUGAUGGGAAUACCUGGUUCAAAUCAAGGUGGAAAUAAUUUGACUUUAAAAGGAUGGCCACUCACUGGAUUUGAUCCACUUCGCUCUGGACUUCUUCAGCAGCAAAAGCCUUUCAUACAGGCUCCUCAGCCCUUUCAUCAGCUUCAGAUGCUGACGCCUCAACAUCAGCAACAGCUUAUGCUUGCACAACAAAGUUUAACUUCACCAGCUGCAAGUGAGGAGACCAGAAAACUAAGAAUGCUAUUGAAUAACCGAAGUAUGAGUAUGGGAAAGGAUGGCCUUGCAAACUCUGUUGGUGAUGUUGUUCCCAAUGUAGGAUCACCUCUCCAAGCUGGUGGUCCUCUAAUGGGUCGUGGAGAUACUGAUAUGUUGAUUAAGUUAAAAAUGGCUCAAAUACAGCAGCAGCAGCAACAACAACAACAACAACAGCAGCAGCAACAAAAUAGUAAUCCGCAGCAGCAUUCUUUGUCGAACCAGCAAUCACAGAGUUCAAAUCACAAUCUUCAUCAACAAGAUAAGAUGGGUGGUGGUGGCAGUGUUACUGCAGAUGGUAGCCUUUCCAAUUCUUUCCGUGGAAAUGAGCAGGUUUCUAAAAGUCAGACUGGGAGGAAGAGAAAACAGCCAGUAUCAUCUUCUGGCCCGGCCAAUAGCUCUGGAACUGCAAACACGACUGGGCCAUCUCCAAGCUCAGCACCCUCAACACCUUCGACUCACACUCCUAACGACGUGAUGUCAAUGCCUGCUUUACCCCAUAGUAGUAGUUCUUCUCAGCCUCUGAUGAUGUUUGGUACUGAUGGUGCUGCCACAUUGACAUCACCAUCAAAUCAAUUGGCUGAUAUGGAUCGUUUUGUGGAGGAUGGAUCCCUUGAGGAUAACGUUGAUUCUUUUUUAUCCCAUGAUGAUGCUGAUCCAAGAGAUACAGGGCCUCGAAUGGAUGUCAGCCAAGGGUUCUCAUUUAAAGAAGUGAAUGCUACCAGGGCCAGCACGAGCAAAGUGAUAUGCUGUCACUUCUCAUCUGAUGGCAAGUUGCUUGCUAGCGGUGGUCAUGACAAAAAGGCUGUACUGUGGUACACUGACACUUUGAAGCCAAAAACUACCCUCGAAGAACAUUCAUCUUUGAUAACAGAUAUCCGUUUCAGUCCAAGCAUGCCACGUCUUGCAACUUCAUCCUUUGACAAAACUGUCAGGGUUUGGGAUGCUGACAAUCCUGGUUACACGUUACGAACAUUCACUGGCCAUUCUGCUUCUGUUAUGUCCCUUGACUUCCACCCAAAUAAAGACGACCUUAUAUGCUCAUGUGACGGGGAUGGUGAAAUACGUUAUUGGAGCAUUAUACAUGGUUGCCAAAGAGUGUUCAAGGGUGGCACUGCUCAGAUGAGAUUCCAACCCCGUACAGGGAGAUAUCUUGCUGCAGCUGCUGAGAAUGUGGUAUCUGUAUUGGACGUUGAAACCCAGGCUUGUCUACAUUCACUACAGGGACAUACUAAGCCAAUACAUACCGUGUGCUGGGAUCCCACGGGCGACUAUCUAGCAUCAGUUAGCGAAGACUCGGUCAAGGUAUGGAGACUCGGGUCAGGGAGCGAGGGAGAAUGUGUUCAUGAGUUGAGCUGCAGCGGCAACAAGUUCCACUCCGGUGUUUUCCAUCCCACCUACCCUUCGUUGCUAGUUAUCGGUUGUUACCAGUCGCUGGAGCUAUGGAACAUGACGGAGAACAAAACCAUGACUUUGGGAGCUCACGACGGGCUGAUUGCUGCGCUGGCAGUAACACCUGUGAAUGGUGGUUUAGUCGCGUCGGCCAGUCAUGACAAGUAUGUAAAACUAUGGAAGUGA